Pelodiscus sinensis (Chinese soft-shelled turtle) is the source of this 851-nucleotide messenger RNA. The record is from RefSeq and is a predicted model, not a curated record. NCBI's taxonomy places the organism in Eukaryota, Metazoa, Chordata, Testudines, Trionychidae.
AUGGCCAUUUUUAUGUGUUUAUUCUCUUUGGGAUCUGAAUUCUUCUCAGAGUAUGGAGGCAGCAUAGUCCAGAAAAUAGGACACCAGAUUGUGAGACAAAUCCGCUACUUGCAUAAAACAGCUGUGCGCAGUGGAGGAGGAGGAGCUUUGUUUGUGCACAGAGAUACUUCUGAAAAUAACCCAGAUACUCCAUUUGAUUUCACACCUGAAAACUAUAAGAGAAUAGAAGCAAUAGUAAACAACUACCCAGAGGGACAUAGAUCCGCUGCUGUGAUUCCAGUACUAGAUCUGGCCCAGAGACAGAAUGGAUGGUUGCCCAUAUCAGCGAUGAACAAGGUUGCUGAAGUUUUACAGAUGCCUCCCAUGCGAGUAUAUGAAGUAGCAACUUUCUAUACAAUGUAUAAUCGGAAACCUGUUGGAAAAUAUCAUAUUCAGAUCUGCACAACUACACCUUGCAUGCUCAGAGACUCUGAUGGCAUACUAGAGGCCAUUCAGAAGAAGCUAGGUAUACAAGUUGGGGAAACAACACCUGAUAAACUUUUUACACUGGUAGAAGUGGAAUGUUUAGGCGCUUGUGUAAAUGCACCGAUGGUACAAAUAAAUGAUCAUUAUUAUGAAGAUCUGACUCCAAAAGAUAUUGAAAACAUAAUUGAUGAACUAAAGGCUGGAAGUGUUCCCAAACCUGGCCCAAGAAGUGGACGUUUUUCUUGUGAGCCAGCUGGUGGUCUUACUUCUCUUACUGAACCACCCAAAGGACCUGGAUUUGGAGUUAGAGCAGACCUCUAAGCAUUUAUGUAAUUAAUUAUAAAAACAUAAGCUGUCUAAAAAUAAAACAGUUAACUUCAUUAAAA